Messenger RNA from Diospyros lotus (date-plum), 663 nucleotides. RefSeq lists its product as uncharacterized. The record is from RefSeq and is a predicted model, not a curated record. The transcript has 4 exons. Lineage: Eukaryota; Viridiplantae; Streptophyta; Magnoliopsida; Ericales; Ebenaceae. The coding region runs from base 1 to 663 and encodes 220 amino acids.
AUGAUUGUGGAAGCUAUUAGCUUUGUCGUAUUGUACAAGUUGAUCGCCUCCAAUGGUUUGUGUUUUUCAAUUCUAGGUGGUAUGAGGUUGACAAGUUCCUACUAUGUCACAAAGGUUCUGGUGAAUGCAAGUAUAACCGAGAUUGAGGAUUUUCGGGCAAAAUAUGAUAGCUCGGGUAAUCCUAGAUAUAAGCUACGUAUAAGGGUUGUUGAUGGGACUAGUACCGCAUUCUUUUUGCUAUGGGACCGGGAGAGCGUACAACUAAUCGGUAAGACUGCAAGGCAAUUAAGGGAACGAUUGGCUCUGGAAUACUCAGAGAACGAGUUUCCUGAUGAGCUCGAAGACUUGGUUGGGCAAAAGGCUUUGUUUAGAAUACAUAUAAAGGAGCAUAACAUAAGUGAAAAUGAUGAGGUUUUUUCUGUGACGAGGCUUACCGAUGACCAAGUCUUGAUUGGAAAGUACAAGCUUGAUAAGAGCACCGAGGAUUCUGUAUCUGAAAAUAAGGUGAGUACACCAGUAAAAACUUCGUGCAAGUCGAAGCGUAAGUCAACUGAUGACUUGGACAUCACCGAGCUCGACAGUAAAGGUGGUUCUUCUAUAAAGCUUUCUACUAUUAAAAUUCGCAAUAUUGUGAAGGUUGAGAAGGAGGAUUGUGGAUGUUAA